CAUGCUGCUGCCAGAUGAGGACAGCCUGUCUGGGGACGCCAGCGACUUGAAGAUGUCCAGCUCCCAGAUCAAGAGGAAGAAACGCCGGCACAGGACUGUAUUCACAGCCCACCAGCUGGAGGAGCUGGAGAAGGCUUUCAACGAAGCGCACUACCCCGACGUCUAUGCCCGGGAGAUGCUGGCUGUGAAGACGGAGCUGCCGGAGGACAGGAUACAGAACCGAAGAGCCAAGUGGCGGAAACGGGAGAAGUGCUGGGGCCGGAGCAGCGUGAUGGCCGAGUACGGCCUCUAUGGGGCCAUGGUGAGGCAUUCCAUCCCUCUGCCCGAAUCCAUCAUCAACUCCGCCAAGAGUGGGCUGGUGGGAUCCUGCGCCCCGUGGCUGCUGGGUAUGCACAAAAAGUCCAUGGAGGUAAGCAGGAAGGCAGAGAGCCAAGAAAAGCUGGCAGAUGGCUGGCGAAUGGAGCAGGAGGAGGAGGAACUCAAAGGGACGCAGGCCAGUUCCCAGAGGGGCUCCGACAAGCUUGGGCCUGCAGAAGACUCGGAGGACACAGCCAUUGACCUCUCCAGGACAGCCAAGCACGAGAAGAGGGGUGUGCUGAGGCAGUUUAUCAAUGGGGACCCCCCCACAGAGCAGAGCGACCGGGACCACUGA
Ficedula albicollis (Collared flycatcher) is the source of this 652-nucleotide messenger RNA. It is a transcript of the gene VSX1, whose product is annotated as visual system homeobox 1. Gene Ontology annotation, biological process: regulation of transcription by RNA polymerase II. Gene Ontology annotation, molecular function: sequence-specific double-stranded DNA binding. Lineage: Eukaryota; Metazoa; Chordata; Aves; Passeriformes; Muscicapidae. Gene Ontology annotation, cellular component: nucleus. The transcript is spliced from 4 exons. The record is from RefSeq and is a predicted model, not a curated record. Bases 2 to 652 code for a protein of 216 amino acids.